AUGUCAGAUGCUACAGAAAUUCUUGAUACGGAUUACGAUACGGAUUCUAUGGAUCGUACAUCGGACAGCUCUCCAUACAGAAGCGUGGACUCGUUGGUAGCAGAGAGUAUUACCACUCUAUCUACUUUAGACGACAUCAAGACCCCCGAUUCAACCGGCCUAACUCCAUUCCACUUCCAUUUCGAUGAGAACCCUGUUGAAGGGCCCGUGGGUCCACAUCUCUUCCGAAAUUCGGAGGACUCUCUUGAGUACAGACCGCAAGUGACACCCGACUUUAUAGUGGAGACGGAUCUCUCCAGAGCCUCCCUAUACUAUAGAGUGCCCAAACCAGAGCCAGAGAGAAAGCCCACCCCUGUACCCGAUAAUGUCGCACUGGAACCUAGGAAAGAAGCUCAACCAUUCGUAUUCCGAAACGACUCGAGGGACGACGUUGCCAAAUGGUCUCCUAACCAGGUUGUCCAAUGGAUGCAGACAAUGGGAUUUGAGGACUCGGUCAUAGAAAAGUUUUUCAUCAAUGACAUUUCCGGAUCAAUCCUUCUUGAACUUCAAGCAGAUGACCUUAAAGAACUGGAGAUCUCGUCGUUUGGGAAGAGGCAUCAACUGAUGGCCUGUAUUCGACAAUUACGGAGAAGCUAUUCUAGCUCUUCCCCCUUAUCCUGUGAUUCAGGGUCAUCUACCCCAGAUCCCUUAUUACAACAGGAUACGCCGACACCUAAAACAACAGCCGCCGAUGUUGGGGUAGUCGAAUGUACCAGCCCGAGCAUGGAUGACGAGCCUUGCAGUUCCCGAUCUGGGUCUGCAUCAUCGGAGCGGAAGCGGCGCCACAAUCGCCAUAAACGUGGCCGACGCGGUGCUGAUGUUGUUCCUGAAGACUCAGUGUCGAUUGUUGCGAUCGAGCAACUACUCCCGAAGCUACACGUAUGCUCCAAGGGAGAAAACUGCCGCAAGUGGCAGAAGCAGCAGACUAGGUUGGCUCGAUUGCUCAAGGACCUGCAGCUUGAGGGGUUUGCUGGCUCAGUGCUUGUCGCUGGGGACACCGCUAAUACUGCUACUGCAAAAACUCUGGCAAAGGCGCCUAAGUCAGAAGUGAUACCAUCGAUUGUCGCUGGGAACCCCGGUAAUGCUGCUACUGCACAAACUCUGGCAAAGACACCUAAGUCAGAAGUGUUACCAUCGAUUGUUGCAUCUUCCGAUAUCAUGGGUCCAAACAACUCUCCUGAUGUCCAGUUAUCUCGGGAAAGACUGAAUGUUGUGCAGCCACGAGACCCACAGGAAAAUGUGCGUAACUUUCUCAACUUCCAACGUCUUAGCGCCCUUCAAUCAGCCACGGACCCUGCUACUCCGCCUGCAGAUCAUGUCUCCCUUGCUGACUCUCCAAAGUUGUCCAAGGGGAACCCUACUCUUGCAGAAAACCUUCGCCAUUUACCAAAGUUGCAAAUCCCAAGUCGGUCUCCAAGUGAACUGACUUUGUCUCCCAACUUCUCUGCGCAGCGUACCAUUACUCCUUCCAUUUUAGGAAAGCAGCGACGAUUUCCUGAUUCCAGGAAAGAGAGGUCGCCCGACCCGUCUAGUGCUAUCUUGUCGCCUUCUGAUUUUUACCGAAACGAUCCUCGAUACGGACAGCGCACCCCGUUAUCUAGUGGUGAUGCCCCUCUGACUGCUAUUCCUAUUGGAAGUGCGGUCUCUAGAUAUUUCUCCCAGUCUGUUCCCCCAGAUAUGCGAUUCGGAGGCCAUCACUCCCAAAGCAAAGAUAUAAAUUCUCGACCAGUGCUCGAGAAAGCGGAUAACGAUCGGCGGCUGCACUCUGCUAUUAAUGGGCAAAAUCUACGGACAUUGUUGCCAGUUGCUGAACGGUCCCCACUACCCCCGAUUGAAACCCCUGAGGAUCUCCAAAAUACUCCACGGGCUGCUCACUGCCGGAACAAUCCCUUCAGUCCUGGAGGCGAGCAUGCAAAUGACAUCAUACAUAGUGGCUGGAUGAAGAAGCGAAAGACUUCCAAGUUGAUCCGCCAUGAAUGGGAGGACCAUCACUUCACGCUCCGUGGUACUCAUCUGUGUAUGUACCCCGAUCAAGCUGCUGCUCAACGGGACUCCAAAGUACUGGAGCGGAUGGAUGUUGAUGAUUAUGCUGUCGCAUGUUCUUCCCUUCUAUCCCACUCAAAAUUGACUGCUGCUUUCAAGAAGACUGUUUUGAAGCGCGUGAAUAAUGGCCGCGGUGACGCUACAUUCACCUUUUCCCUAAUUCCCUCAUCCAACAAUAGCAGUAGCUUCGAACGAAAGUCAUUUUUGUCAACCGCGUCAAAAUCACACCACUUUGCUGUCAGAACUAGGGAGGAACGCAUCGACUGGAUGAGGGAGUUGAUGCUUGCAAAGGCACUCCGAAGGGGCCAAGAAAACGGUGAUUCCGUCAACCUCAAUGGAGAGCCCUUUUAA
Messenger RNA from Aspergillus ochraceoroseus IBT 24754, 2433 nucleotides. RefSeq names its product SAM and PH domain-containing protein. Bases 1 to 2433 code for a protein of 810 amino acids. Gene Ontology annotation, molecular function: protein binding. The record is from RefSeq and is a predicted model, not a curated record. NCBI's taxonomy places the organism in Eukaryota, Fungi, Ascomycota, Eurotiomycetes, Eurotiales, Aspergillaceae. The transcript has 2 exons.